Acanthoscelides obtectus is the source of this 1017-nucleotide messenger RNA. Lineage: Eukaryota; Metazoa; Arthropoda; Insecta; Coleoptera; Chrysomelidae. The record is from the annotation of a GenBank genome assembly.
AUGCAAUUUAAGGUAAUUGUCAUUGAACUUUGUGUUUCUCAUUUGUUACAACCUCUUUUUGUUUGUAGGGUCAGAAGAUCACCAGUAUACUUUGGGGAUUUCAAAAUUUCUGAUUUAAAUAAUGUGCAGCGUCGGAAGAGAUUUUGGAAAACUGCUCAUGAAACUGUUCAUAAGUACAAAAAAAUUAACAAGGACAAUCAGUGUAAAAUUCGUAGACAAAGAAAUAAAAUAAAAAGUCUGAAUAGUCUGGUAGAUGAACUACUUAAGGAAAAGAGAAUAUCUGCAGCUCAGUCAAUAGAAAGUCUCCCAGAAACCAAAAAGCAACUGCUUUUCAGGCAGUUGAAAAAAGGAAAAUCUAACAAGUAUAGCCCAGAAUUAAGGUGUUUUGCACUAACAUUGAAUUUUUAUUCAUCAUCAGCAUACAACUAUGUUAGAAAAAUAUUUGGAAAAAGUGUUCUACCACAUCCACGCACACGUUCAAAAUGGUAUAGUGUGUAGAUGGUACACCUGAAUAUAAUGCAGAAGCACUUCGUGCUAUCAAAAUUAAGGUGGAUGUUGAUAAACAAAAGGGAAAACAGCUUGUUGGUGCCUUGAUGAUGGAUGAAAUGUAUAUUCGUCAGCUUGUACAUUGGAGAAAAUACAUAUAAUAUUAGAUGCUUGUCACAUGAUUAAAUUGGUGCGUAAUACUUUAGGUGACUAUGGUGUUUUAAAAGAUGGAGGAGGGAAUGAUAUUAGGUGGGAAUAUUUCAAACAGCUUGUCAACUUGCAAGAGGAUACAGGUCAGGUUAGAUAAUUUGUUUAGUUAGUGUGAAAAACUUAUUUGAGGAUUUGGUGAAAGGUGAAGUAUUAAAUUUUUUAUUGACAUAUAAAUUAAGCCAGGAUCAUUUGGACAUGUUUUUUGCAGCAAUACGCAGUAGAGAAGGAUUUUAAAAUAAUUCAACAGCUCUCUCUUUCUCUCUCUCUCUCUAGUAGUAGUAUGUGAGGAUGUUGCUAAUUGUUGUUUAUGUAUUGAAUGAG